Molecule: messenger RNA, 4981 nt
Organism: Salvelinus namaycush (lake trout)
Lineage: Eukaryota; Metazoa; Chordata; Actinopteri; Salmoniformes; Salmonidae
Product: exportin-1
Exons: 25
Coding region: 379-3594 (1071 amino acids)
Biological process (GO): ribosomal large subunit export from nucleus; protein export from nucleus; ribosomal small subunit export from nucleus
Cellular component (GO): cytoplasm; nucleus
Molecular function (GO): small GTPase binding; nuclear export signal receptor activity
Source: RefSeq, a predicted model, not a curated record
UCAACCGGUUAUGUGAGUUAGUUGCUUCAACGAGGAGAAGAGGCGCAGGAAUACAAUCUCUCAAACCGCCCCGCUGCAAAAUUAUUAUAGUAAAGAAUUAAAUUGUAAAUCAAGGUUUAUUUUAUUUCGUAAAAUGAAUCGGAGUAUAUUAGUGAGCGUGCCGUGAUAAUAGUUGCGGAAUCCAUAUCUGUGAUCCUUAUUAACUAGACAUCAAUACACGUUCUGGAAUUGGAGCCAGCUAACGUGUCAGAGAUAACAGUAACGUUAGCCAGCCUAUUUCUGACUAAACAACAACGAUAUUGUAUAUAGCCUUGUAGCUAGCUUCCCUGGGGGGGAAGACAAUCUUCUUUCAGUCAGAGGCUUGGACUUUUGAGCUCUAUGCCAGCAGUUAUGACAGUGUUAGCAGACCAUGCAGCGCAGCAGCUGCUGGACUUCAGCCAGAAACUAGACAUCAACCUGUUGGACAACGUGGUCAACUGUCUGUACCACGGGGUCGGAACACAGCAAAGGCUGGCCCAGGAGGUUCUGACCCAGCUGAAAGAGCACCCGGAUGCAUGGACCAGAGUGGACACCAUACUGGAGUUCUCCCAGAGCAUGAACACCAGAUACUAUGCUCUGCAGAUUCUGGAAACCGUUAUCAAAACAAGAUGGAAGAUUCUACCCAGAAACCAGUGUGAAGGUAUUAAAAAGUAUGUUGUUGGACUUAUUAUCAAGACGUCGUCGGACGCUACAAUGGUGGAGAAAGAGAAAGUGUACAUUGGAAAGCUGAACAUGAUCCUUGUUCAGAUCCUGAAGCAGGAGUGGCCCAAGCACUGGCCCACGUUCAUCAGUGACAUCGUGGGAGCCAGCCGCACCAGCGAGAGCCUCUGUCAGAACAACAUGAUCAUCCUCAAGCUGCUCAGUGAGGAGGUGUUUGACUUCUCUAGUGGACAGAUGACCCAGGUCAAGGCCAAGCACCUCAAAGACAGCAUGUGCAACGAAUUCUCCCAGAUAUUCCAGCUCUGCCAGUUUGUCAUGGAGAAUUCCCAGAAUGCACCACUGGUCCACGCCACUCUAGAAACGCUGCUGAGGUUUCUCAACUGGAUUCCUCUGGGGUACAUUUUUGAGACCAAACUCAUCAGCACACUCGUCUACAAGUUCCUGAACGUGCCGAUGUUCCGCAACGUGACGUUGAAGUGUCUGACGGAGAUCGCCGGCGUCAGUGUCAGCCAAUACGAAGAGCAGUUUGUCAACCUCUUCACGCUCAACAUGUGUCAACUCAAACAGAUGCUUCCCCUGAACACCAACAUCCGUCUGGCGUAUUCCAACGGUAAAGAUGACGAGCAGAACUUCAUCCAGAACCUCAGCCUGUUCCUCUGCACCUUCCUGAAGGAGCACGGGCAGCUCAUCGAGAAGAGGCCCAACCUCCGAGAGACACUCAUGGAGGCUCUCCACUACAUGCUGCUGGUGUCUGAGGUGGAGGAGACAGAGAUCUUUAAGAUCUGUCUGGAGUACUGGAACCACCUGGCUGCAGAGCUUUACAGGGAGAGUCCCUUCUCCACCUCCACCUCCCCCCUGCUGUCUGGAUCACAACACUUUGAUGUCCCUCCUCGCAGACAGCUCUACCUGCCUGUACUCUCCAAGGUGCGUCUGCUGAUGGUGAGCCGCAUGGCCAAGCCGGAGGAGGUGUUGGUGGUGGAGAACGACCAGGGAGAGGUGGUACGAGAGUUCAUGAAGGAUACAGACUCCAUCAACCUCUACAAGAACAUGAGAGAGACACUGGUGUACCUGACCCAUCUGGACUAUGCAGACACGGAGCGUAUAAUGACUGAGAAGCUUCAUAACCAGGUGAACGGUACAGAGUGGUCCUGGAAGAACCUCAACACACUGUGCUGGGCUAUAGGGUCCAUCAGUGGAGCCAUGCACGAAGAGGACGAGAAGAGGUUCCUGGUCACCGUCAUCAAGGAUCUGCUGGGUCUGUGUGAACAGAAGAGGGGGAAGGACAAUAAGGCCAUCAUUGCCUCCAAUAUCAUGUACAUCGUGGGCCAGUAUCCUCGCUUCCUCAGAGCCCACUGGAAGUUCCUCAAGACCGUCGUCAAUAAACUCUUUGAGUUCAUGCACGAGACCCAUGAUGGGGUACAGGAUAUGGCGUGUGACACUUUCAUCAAGAUCGCCCAGAAGUGCCGUCGCCAUUUUGUCCAGGUGCAGGUGGGCGAGGUGAUGCCCUUCAUCGACGAGAUCCUCAACAACAUCAACACCAUCAUCUGUGACCUGCAGCCACAACAGGUUCAUACGUUCUACGAGGCCGUGGGGUAUAUGAUCGGAGCCCAGACAGACCAGGCAGUACAAGAGCAUAUCAUAGAGAAAUACAUGUUACUACCUAACCAGGUGUGGGACAGCAUCAUUCAACAGGCCACCAAGAACGUGGACAUUCUGAAGGACCCAGAGACGGUGAAGCAGCUAGGCAGCAUCCUGAAGACCAACGUCCGGGCCUGUAAGGCCGUGGGACACCCCUUCGUUAUCCAGUUAGGACGCAUUUAUCUGGACAUGCUCAACGUCUACAAGUGCCUCAGCGAAAACAUCUCCGCAGCCAUCCAGACCAACGGAGAGAUGGUGACGAAACAGCCCCUGAUCAGAAGUAUGAGGACGGUGAAAAGAGAGACGCUCAAACUCAUCUCGGGCUGGGUUAGCAGAUCCAGCGAUCCACAGAUGGUGGGGGAGAACUUUGUUCCGCCGCUGCUCGACGCCGUUCUCAUCGACUACCAGCGCAACGUCCCCGCCGCCCGGGAGCCCGAGGUCCUCAGCACCAUGGCAACCAUCGUCAACAAGCUGGGCGGACACAUCACCGGGGAGAUCCCGCAGAUCUUCGAUGCCGUGUUCGAAUGCACGCUCAACAUGAUCAAUAAAGACUUUGAGGAGUACCCGGAACACAGGACUCAUUUCUUCUACCUGCUGCAGGCGGUCAACUCCCACUGUUUCCCAGCCUUCCUGGCCAUCCCUCCGGCACAGUUCAAACUGGUGCUGGACUCCAUCAUCUGGGCCUUCAAACACACCAUGAGGAACGUGGCCGACACAGGUCUUCAGAUCCUCUACACUCUACUGCAGAACGUGACUCAGGAAGAGGCUGCAGCACAGAGCUUCUACCAGACAUACUUCUGUGACAUCCUCCAACACAUCUUCUCUGUGGUCACUGACACAUCACACACUGCUGGCCUGACGAUGCAUGCCUCCAUCCUGACCUACAUGUUUAACCUGGUGGAGGAAGGGAAAAUCAACACCCAGCUCAACUCCUCCAACCCCGGCAACAACCAGGUCUUCAUACAGGAGUACGUGGCCAACCUGCUCAAAACUGCUUUCCCACAUCUACAGGAUGCCCAGGUCAAGGUGUUUGUAACUGGACUGUUCAGUCUAAACCAGGAUAUUGCAGCCUUCAAGGAACACCUGAGGGACUUCCUGGUACAGAUUAAGGAGUUUGCAGGGGAGGACACCACAGACCUGUUCCUGGAGGAGCGGGAGGCGUCGCUGCGUCAGGCGCAGGAGGAGAAACACAAGCUGCAGAUGUCAGUUCCCGGUAUCCUCAACCCACACGAAAUACCUGAGGAGAUGUGUGAUUGAGACGUCCAGCCACAUGAACCAUACUGCUGUUACUGUACAUACAGGCAUACCAACAAACACACACAACGAACCCUAACAGAAGGAGGUGGGAGGCCCCCGGUCACUUUGCUGAGGUGCAGAGAGCAGACACGCCCGUCCUCAUCCAUCAGGUGUUUUGUCGACCAAAACCAUGUCAAUAUGUAAAUGACGACGUACCGCGUCACCCCCGUGGCCCGUUAUGCAUAGCACCUACGCUACAUUUUAUAUGGAGACUUCUGUGUAAUAUGUUUCCACUGUUUAACCCAAACUUCUAUCGUUUAUUUGGUCCCCUAGCUGCAUGACAUGAUGCAGACGUAUGGAUCAGACUUCUGAACUUUACUUGUUUCCUCCCCUCCUUGUUCUCCCCUCCACAUGUUGUCUCUCUCUAUAUAUAUAUAGUGAGACAGGAGAGUUUUUGUGCAACAAGGCAUAUGUGUCAAAAAAGUUCUCAGCAAAGAGGCUUCUAGAACUAUGGUGUGACAGACUGGAAGGAAUGAAGUGGUGUUCUAGAAGUGUGUGUGUGUGUGUGCGCACCCUGCGUCUGAUUCCCAACCCAAUGCAUUGUGGUUAGAAUGUGAAGCUAGCGGAUUAUGAAGGAAGGAAGUCUGAGAGAUGCUGCUGUUUUCUGCGUCAGGUGGUCAGGCUAGCGGCCGUGCUCAUUGGUUGAACCUCCGCCCAACUGAAAGAAACCUACUGCGUUUGGUCGACCUGGCUGUGACUGGGAGGCGGGAACUAGGAAGACAGGAAGGAGCAUCAUCGGAGCAAGACAGUCAGAUUAUGUGCAUAUCAUCCCAAUUCUAUAGCACAUGAGUUACCAUGGGAACAUCAUUAUUAUUUAGUGUCUUUUUGUGGGUGUGUUGAGUGCGUGUGCUGUCGCCUAGACGACAUGGGCGUUUAGUUUUCCUCUACGAGGAUCGUUGCUCUUCAUUAAAAUGGACCUUUAACAGAAAGAAGAAGCGGUUAUUGAAAUGUUAUUUAUGGGUUCAAGAUGGCUGCCUCUUCAUAACAAACUCCUGUUUAACUUCUGUCAGUGGGCUUUUGAGAUUGUGAAUGGGAACUAAUUGACAUUGUUUACCAUGCUAGUAGUGCUUCAACAACACGACCUAGAAGACGAGCAAAAAUUAAACACAACUCGGUUUACAUUUAAUUUUGUAUUUUUGCAUUUUUUAUUUGGAUCUUUAUAACAUCUCUUCUAUCCAAAAUAAAACAAAAGGCUUUUUAUUCCAGAGAGUGAAAUAAUUAGUUUAAUUAAGCAACAAAUGUAUAAUUCCUAAUCCAAACUCAAUCUGUAAAUGGCAAAUAGUUCCCCUUCUCUACUUGUUGUUGUGAGACUUUUUGAACUGAUUAAAGUUGAGGAUUUUAUAACCAA